This is a messenger RNA of Porites lobata, 726 nucleotides long. Lineage: Eukaryota; Metazoa; Cnidaria; Anthozoa; Scleractinia; Poritidae. The record is from the annotation of a GenBank genome assembly.
AUGGGGAUAGCAGUGAGAAAUGGCGAUGGAAACAAUACGACAACAACUUCUACACGAACAUUGUCACGUAAUCAAACGUUGUUUACACGAGAAAACAGCAUAGAAGAUCCUUUACUGGAACACGCUCAGACUUACGUAGGGGAAAACUUCGUCGUUAGACAUGGAAAUCCGUUUAAUCUCCGCCGUAAAGUUUGCUCGAAAACUAAUUCUGGAGUCGUUUUCACAGAGUUUAAACAGCUGAAACCUGUAUCGAAAAUGUCAUUGUCGACUGGAGCUAAGCGUAUGUUUACUUGCCAGAACGCUGGCGGCAGCUCAGAGAAAAGCGAAAUUCUUAGUUUUGAAUUGCUUCAGAGAUGUUUUGGGGCUGAUCUUCAGAAAACAGAAAUGGAAGUACAGUAUUUUCCCGAAGGAGGCCCAAUCACUGAUUACACAUGUACAAUGUUUAGCACGAAACUAGGGGUCUCUGUCACGCGAGCUAUGAACUAUCACGGUGAUUUUACAGUUGAAGAUGCUGGUAAAUUAUUAAAUAAAAAAUUAAGAGGAGUUAUAACUUCCACGAGAAAUACCAUGGAAAAAUGGAGCAAGCAGAUUUUGCAUGUGUGGGCUACCUCACUUGCAGAGUCUGUUCUGAUCGCAGAAGCUUACUAUCAGCUUCCAAGGAAUUUGAAGUCGAACACUGUUGUCCUGGUGACCGUUACACAAAACAAUGAAGUAUUUACGAACUAA